AUGGAAGGCGGCACAAAUGUUGGCGAAGUGUUGUUGAAGAAGAAGAAAACGAUAGAAAUUUUUAGUGAUGCUACCUUUAAGCUUCAUAAAUGGCACUCCAAUGCAGCUGAACUGGAGAAAUCCAACAAUGAUCUACCCGAACAAGACAUAGAACAAACAAACGCAACCUACGCAAAGGAACAACUCGGAACAGUGGACACAGUAGCAAAGAUACUGGGCCUGACUUGGAAUAAACUGCAAGAUACGUUCAGUGUCGUCGUAGAAAAGGAAGGAAGCGCAGCGACGACAAAGAGAGGAGCAUUGUCGCAACUAGCAAAGAUUUACGAUCCAAUUGUUCUUAUAUCUCCGACAAUGCUUACUGGGAAACUUUUGUAUCGGAAAAUGUGCGAAAGUCGUUUAUCUUGGGAUCAGGAGAUUGAUGAUGUCAUGGGAAAGUUAUGGCGGGAUUGGUACAACAGACUGCCUACUGCAUAUACAGUCAAUCGUCCACUAGCACCCUUUCAUGUGCCUGUACGGUCUAUUCAUCUACACGGAUUUGGAGAUGCUAGCAAGGAUGGUGUAUCUGCGGUAGUUUAUGCUGUAACGGAUCAAGAAGAUAACCUCACUCAAGGCAUCGUCAGUUCUAAAUCGCGGAUCUCGAAACGAAAUCUUACUAUUCCACGGUUAGAACUUGUUGCUGGACAUAUGGUGACAAACCUGGUGAUCAAUGUAGAGCGUGCAAUUGGUAAAGAAAGAGUGACAUCAAUUCAUUGUUGGCUCGAUUCCACGGUAGCGUUAUGCUGGAUAAACGGUCAGGGUGAAUAUCGCCAGUUUGUAGCAAAUCGAGUGAGAAAGAUCCAACAGCACCAUCACAUCGUCUGGCGUCAUGUUCCAACAACUGAAAAUCUAGCCGACAUUGGGAGCCGCGGUGGGCAUGCUGUCGACAACGAGCUUUGGAGACGUGGACCAAUGUGGCUAAGCAAUAAAGGGAAUUGGCCGCAAGAGAUACUUCCUGUAGUCACUGAGGAGGUAAGAAAGGAAGAAAAAUCUUCGGCACACGUCAUGGUUGGAGCGGAAGACCAGGAGAAAAACGAGUUCGACAAGUUAGUCGAAUCGUAUCCAUUAUGCAAAACCCUUCGUAUCUGCGCUUGGAUAAGAAGAUUCAUCAACAAUUGCAGGCGCACACGCGAUGAACGAAAGACAGGUCCUAUAAAGUACCACGAAAUUGAAAACUGCACACUGUGGUGGAUCAGACGUGAACAAAAUAGUUUUAGAGAGCAGUCUUGUUAUCAAACCCAAAAGCUGGAAUUAAACCUUCAACCAAGGAGCAAUGGAACACUAGAGUGUCGCGGUGGAAGAGAGGGGGAGUAUCCCAUAUUCCUACCGACAAAAUCCACAUUUACGAGGAGAAUUGUGGAACAAGCACAUUUAACAACGCUCCAUGGGGAGUCUCAGCAACCAUGGCCGAAGUGCAAGAGCGAAAUUGGAUCGCGAAACUGCGUCGACUAG
Messenger RNA from Xenia sp. Carnegie-2017, 1488 nucleotides. RefSeq lists its product as uncharacterized. NCBI's taxonomy places the organism in Eukaryota, Metazoa, Cnidaria, Anthozoa, Malacalcyonacea, Xeniidae. Bases 1 to 1488 code for a protein of 495 amino acids. The transcript has a single exon. The record is from RefSeq and is a predicted model, not a curated record.